Messenger RNA from Miscanthus lutarioriparius, 3291 nucleotides. The record is from the annotation of a GenBank genome assembly. NCBI's taxonomy places the organism in Eukaryota, Viridiplantae, Streptophyta, Magnoliopsida, Poales, Poaceae.
AUGAUGCAGAUGCUAGGCCUCCGCGGCUCGUCUAAGGACCGUGGCCGCCGGGGCGACGCGUCCCCGUCCUCGUCCUCCGCUGCGGCGGGGGCCACAGGGACCCCGCGCUCGCCGUGGAUCCGGGCGUCGGCAUCGUCGCCGCGCUCGCCGUUCGCGGCGGAGGCGGGCGGCGAGGGCGGGGGCGGCCGGCCGCUGCGGCUGGUGUACUGCGACGAGCGAGGCUGGUUCCGGAUGGACCCAGAGGCCGUGGCCGCGCUGCAGCUCGUCAAGGGACCCGUCGGGGUCGUCUCCGUCUGCGGCCGCGCGCGCCAGGGGAAGAGCUUCAUCCUUAACCAGCUUCUAGGAAGAAGUAGCGGGUUUCAAGUGGCAAGUACUCAUCGUCCCUGCACCAAGGGCCUUUGGAUGUGGAGUGCCCCAAUAAAGAGAACUGCCCUUGACAGAACUGAAUAUAGUCUUUUGCUACUUGACAGCGAGGGCAUCGAUGCCUAUGAUCAGACGGGCACUUACAGCAUUCAGAUAUUCUCAUUGGCAGUCCUACUAUCGAGCAUGUUCAUAUAUAAUCAGAUGGGUGGUAUAGAUGAGGCAGCCCUUGAUCGCCUUUCACUUGUUACUGAAAUGACCAAGCAUAUCCGUGUGAGGGCAAAUGGUGGGAGGUCUACUGCAUCUGAACUUGGGCAGUUUUCACCUAUUUUCAUCUGGCUACUGAGGGAUUUCUAUCUAGAUUUAAUGGAGAAUGGUAGAAAGAUAACUCCACGAGAUUACCUGGAAAUUGCACUGAGGUCUCUUGAAGGCAGAGGAAAGGACAUAUCUUCAAAGAAUGAGAUCCGUGAGUCCAUCCGUGCCCUUUUCCCCGAUAGAGAAUGUUUCACACUGGUGCGCCCACUGAACAGUGAAAAUGAACUUCAACGUCUUGAUCAAAUCCCACUUGAGAAAUUGCGCCCUGAAUUUCAAGCUGGACUGGACGAAUUAACAAGGUUUAUUUUUGAGAGGACAAGGCCUAAGCAAGUUGCUGGUACAAUCAUGACAGGACCAGUACUAGCUGGUGUUACACAGUCCUUCCUGGAUGCAAUAAACAAUGGAGCUGUGCCUACCAUUUCAUCCUCUUGGCAGAGCGUAGAAGAAGCAGAAUGCCGGAGAGCAUAUGAUUCUGCUGCUGAGGUUUACAUAUCAUCUUUCAGCCACUGCAAAUUAGCUGAAGAAGAUGCUUUAAGGGAUGCACACGAAACUGCUUUAAGAAAGGCACUUGAUGCAUACAAUACUACUGCUGUUGGAACUGGUACUUCACGUGCCCAUUAUGAGAAAGUUCUUAACAAUUUCUGCAGAAAGGCAUUUCAGGAUUAUAAAAAGAACGCUUUCUUAGAGGCGGACAAGCAGUGCUCAAACGCAAUACGCAACAUGGAGAAGAAGAUCCGAGCGGCAUGCACUGCUCCUGGUGUUAAAGUUUCUGCUGUGAUUCAGGUCCUCGAAACUGCACUUGCUGAAUAUGAAACAUCUUGUACUGGCCCAGCCAAAUGGAGAAUGCUUGCUGCCUUUCUAAGACAGUGUUUGGAAGGGCCUAUAUUGGACCUCUGCUUGAAGUUAAUAAAUGAAGCAGAAUCAGAGAGGACUUCCUUUACUUUAAGAUGUCGGUCAAAUGAAGACCAACUAGAACUUCUAAAGAAGCAACUUGAGGCCAAUGAUGCACACAAAUCUGAAUAUCUAAAGCGCUACGAAGCUGCUAUAAGUGAAAAACAGAGAGCCACUGCUGACCUUAGUGGUAAUCUUGCAAACCUGAGGACCAAGUGUAGCACAUUAGAAGAACGCUGUGUAAGCAUAUCUAAAGAACUUGAUCAUGUCCAACAUGAAUGCACUGAUUGGAGGGUGAAGUAUGAACAAUCUGUUUCUCAGCACAAGGCUGAACAAGAUAGAUUUGUCGCUCAGUUGGCGUCUCUUGAGUCUAGACAUAGCUCUGCAGAAGGAAAGUUGGGAGCAGCUCGGGAACAGGCAGCCUCUGCUCAAGAUGAGGCUGCAGAAUGGAAGAAGAAAUACGAAAUGGCUGCUGUGCAGGCUAAAACUGCAUUGGAGAGACUCGCAUCAGUGCAAGAACAAAUUAACAAAAUUGCACAAGAAAGGGAAAGUGCUAUAAGGGCAGAAUUUGCCUCACAUUUGGAGGAAAAGGAAGAGGAAAUAAGGAAAUUAGUUGCAAAGAUUAGAGAAGCAGAGAGUGAAGAAAGUGUAUUGACUGAGCACUUGCUGGCUGCGGAAUCAAAAACACAGGGCCAUAACAAGGAAACUGCAUGCUUGAAGGAUGAAAUCAAAGAACUAACAAGCAAGUUAGAGUUUCUGAGAGACAGAGCAGUAUCAUAUGAAAAACAAGCUAGAAUGCUUGAACAAGAAAAAAACCAUCUUCAAGAGAAGUUCUUAUCUGAAUGUAAGAAAUAUGAUGAGGCAGAACAAAGAUACAAGUCUGCAGAAAGGGAUGUGAAGAAGGCUAUUGAGUUGGCUGAUGCAGCUCGAACAGAAGCUAUUGCAUCCCAGAAAGAGAAGGAUGAGGCACAGCGGUUAUCGAUGGAAAAGGUAGCAGUUAUAGAGCGAGUUCAAAGACAGGUAGACAGAUUGGAGCAGGAAAAAGUCAAUCUAUUUGGCGAAGUUCAGAGAAUGCGUAAUUCUGAAUCUGAUGCCUGGUCCAAGGUUACCUUGCUUGAGAGUAGGGUUGCUGAGCGGGAGAAAGAAAUGGAUGAUUUACUGAGCCGUAGCAAUGAACAAAGGUCCAGCACCGUUCAUGUCCUUGAGAGUCUGUUGGCAACAGAACGUGCAGCUAGAGCUGAAGCCAAUAAGCGUGCAGAGGCCUUAUCUCUACAGCUACAAUCCGCCCAAGGUAAACUUGAUAUACUCCAUCAGGAGCUGACAUCGAUUCGUCUUGUUGAGACUGCACUUGAUAGCAAGCUACGGACCACUACCUAUGGCAAAAGGUUGAGAGAUAAUGAAGUACGUCUGGAUUCUAUCCAAGAUAUGGACAUUGAUCCUCCAGAGAGGAACAGAAAAAGAACCAAAAGCAACACUACCCCGUUGAAGCCUGUCCAAACUGAGGAUGGUGGUUCCGUUCAUAUGAGAGAAGACAGCGUUACAGUUAGCACGGAUGUAAAAGAUGGCAAUCCAGAUGGUUACAAAAAGUUCACCAUAGCUAAAUUGAAAGAGGAGCUAACUAAGCAUGGAUUUGGUGCGCAUUUGCUAGAGCUGAAGAAUCCAAACAAGAAAGAUAUACUUGCACUUUAUAAGAAGCAUGUUUUGUGCGAGCAAAUGGCCAUGUGA